AUAAAGCAUUACAUCGAUUUCCACAUUCAAAUCUACAGGAAAAUGCACAAACCAACACAAUGGUAUCAUUACGGCAACCCUAUUCCAAUGCCACAAAGCGCGAGUUUCUUAGAUUAGCCUCCUCCAGCGCCAACGGAACAGAAUUAAACAAACAAACAAUCGGUAGAAAAGGAAGAAAAAAAGUACAAGACAUUAUUGCGCAGCCGGAAGUCUGCUUCCCAUUUUUAUCUUCGCAAGAGAGAAUAAAAAAAG
Bipolaris maydis ATCC 48331 is the source of this 252-nucleotide messenger RNA. Lineage: Eukaryota; Fungi; Ascomycota; Dothideomycetes; Pleosporales; Pleosporaceae. The record is from RefSeq and is a predicted model, not a curated record.